Messenger RNA from Salvia splendens (bonfire salvia), 1656 nucleotides. Its product is annotated as receptor like protein 22. Bases 1 to 1656 code for a protein of 551 amino acids. The transcript has a single exon. Gene Ontology annotation, molecular function: protein binding. NCBI's taxonomy places the organism in Eukaryota, Viridiplantae, Streptophyta, Magnoliopsida, Lamiales, Lamiaceae. The record is from RefSeq and is a predicted model, not a curated record.
AUGGAAAUAGUUUACCUUUCCGACAACUUGUUCAACGGCACUUUCAAACUGAAUAAGAUUCGAAGUCUUACAAUACUUUCAGAACUUAGUCUUUCUAACAACAACUUGUCAGUUGACACAACCAACAUGAGUUCAAGUUCGCAUGGAUAUCCCAAUUUAGAUACUUUACAUCUGUCAUCUUGCAAUUUGUACGAUUUCCCAGAUCUUAGGAAUGCAUCCAUUUUGCUAUAUUUGGACCUCUCAAACAAUCAUUUGCGAGGGGAUAUUCCUAGUUGGAUUUGGGAAACCGGAAAGCACUAUUUGGACUUUUCUUUUAAUCUUCUGACAGGUUUGAAAAAGCCUCCCAUCUCUCAAAAUUUCAGUAAUUCUGUUGUUUUGCUCACAAACAAUCGACUCACUGGAAUGAUUCCAUCUUCAAUCUGCAAUGCAUCUUCACUUCAAGCUCUCGACUUGUCUUUCAACAACUUGAGUGGUAGCCUACCUCCUUGCCUACUUAGCAACGUCUCUGUGAGUAAAGUGCUCAAUCUUAGGGGAAACAAAAUCGGUGGUGUUAUCCCGGAUCACUUCUCUAGUGACUGUGGCCUACAAACCUUUGAUGUUAGUAAUAACAACUUAGGUGGGAAGGUUCCAAAGUCUCUAAAAAAUUGUAACAACUUAGAGGUGUUGAAUGUUGGAAACAACAACCUCGAGGGUAGUUUCCCUUGCAUGUUGCCGUUGAAGUUGCACAUACUUGUUUUGCGCUCCAACAAAUUCCAUGGAGACUUGAGAUGUCGCAGAAGUUGGCCGGAUCUUCAAAUUCUGGAUAUAUCUUCAAAUGAUUUCAGUGGUCGUCUGAAUUUGCUAAACUUCUCAAGUUUGAGAGGAAUGAUGCUACAAAGUCCUACGCAUCUCAGGCUCAACCGCUCUGGCUCCAACUUUUUAGGUGUCGGUAGUUACUACCGCAAUGAGGUGAAUUUAACCGUCAAGGGGCUUGAGGUGAAGCUUGUGAAGAUUUGGCCUGACUUUACAUCCAUUGAUUUGUCUUCCAAUCAUUUUGAAGGAGAAAUACCAGACGCAAUUGGUAAUCUUAGCUCACUCUAUCUUCUCAACUUAUCACACAACUCUCUCACUCAUGCAAUCCCGAUAUCAUUGGGUGCCUUGACUGAGCUUGAGUCGCUCGACCUCUCAUCAAACAAGCUCACCGGGAGAAUACCAGAUGAGCUCACAAAACUCGAUUUCCUAUCAUUCUUGAAUCUGUCUUACAAUCAUCUUACUGGACUGAUCCCAACUGGCACUCAGUUUCAAACGUUUUCGGCAGAUUCAUUUGAAGGAAACACGGGGUUAUCUGGUUUCCCACUCAACGGAAGUUUCAACCAUCUUCCACCUGGUCCAUCGCCAUUAGAGGAUUCAGAACAAAAAGAUGAGGAGAUUGAGUGGGAAUAUGUGCUUGCUGCGUUUGGUUACGUUGUGGGAUUCGGAAGCAUUGCAUGGACAUUGUUAUGCCACAGAAGGUUGAGAGAAAGAUACUUUGAGAAGAUAGAAGAGGUUGCUGACAAGAUAUUCUAUGAGAUAGGAAGGAGAAGAAGACAUGAAAGAAGAGUAAGAAGAAGAAGAGAAGAGAAGAAGAGAAGAGAAGAGAGGAGGAGGAAUGGACUUAGGAGACAUCAUCAUCAGUGA